Molecule: messenger RNA, 414 nt
Organism: Penicillium oxalicum
Lineage: Eukaryota; Fungi; Ascomycota; Eurotiomycetes; Eurotiales; Aspergillaceae
Exons: 1
Coding region: 1-414 (137 amino acids)
Source: RefSeq, a predicted model, not a curated record
AUGGCUGAGGAGGGAGGUUGGGAUUGGGAAAUUGACCCGCGCGGAGUCGAGGCGAGACGGUGUCCAAGAGGACAAGAGGACGUCCGACGGAGUACGCCAGCUGGACCCCACCGCCAAGACCCAAGACCAUCAGCAGCCACAUCCAAAAGGCUUGCUCGGCCUUGGAAGGAGCUUGAUCGGGGCUUGGCACUGCCUGCCAUUUGCUCGAUCGAAAGAGAUUGCACGUCUGACUGGUGCGCAAAAGUCGUGACUCAGGUACUUUCGGCGGCCGGUGCCGAAGGGCAUGGACUCUCGAGCCCGUUGUUGUUGCAACUUGCAAAUGGUUCGGCUCAACACGCAUCGAACACUUCCAUCUUCUCCACCUGCGUCGGUCAACGAGAGAUUACUGCCAAUUUUGCUUUUCAGAAAACCUGA